Peromyscus californicus insignis is the source of this 3960-nucleotide messenger RNA. RefSeq names its product prenylcysteine oxidase 1 (gene Pcyox1). The coding region runs from base 51 to 1568 and encodes 505 amino acids. The transcript is spliced from 6 exons. Gene Ontology annotation, molecular function: prenylcysteine oxidase activity. The record is from RefSeq and is a predicted model, not a curated record. Lineage: Eukaryota; Metazoa; Chordata; Mammalia; Rodentia; Cricetidae. Gene Ontology annotation, biological process: prenylated protein catabolic process; prenylcysteine catabolic process.
GCUCCAGGUCUGCUGGCCGACCCACUGUCAGUCUGCAGCAGCGGGAGACCAUGGGACGCUACGCUGCGGCGCUGGUGGGCUUGCAGUUCGGGCUGGGGCUGCUGCUGUGUGAACUGGGCAGCCUAGCAAGCGCCGAGCCCCGGGCCCCGCCGGACAGGAUCGCCAUCGUCGGUGCUGGAAUUGGUGGCACUUCCUCAGCCUAUUACCUUCGGAAGAAAUUUGGGAAGGAUGUGAAGAUUGACGUGUUUGAAAGAGAAGAGGUCGGGGGCCGUCUGGCCACUUUGAAGGUGGAAGGUCAUGACUACGAGUCAGGGGGUUCUGUCAUCCACCCUCUAAAUUUGCACAUGAAGCGUUUUGUCAAAGAGCUGGGUCUCUCCAGUGUUCCAGCUUCAGGUGGCCUGAUGGGGGUGUACAAUGGAAAGUCUCUGGUGUUUGAGGAGAGCAGCUGGUUUAUAAUCAACAUGAUUAAGCUGGUGUGGCGCUACGGAUUUCAGUCUCUGAGAAUGCACAUGUGGGUAGAAGACUUGCUGGACAAGUUCAUGAGGAUCUAUCGUUAUCAGUCCCAUGACUAUGCCUUCAGCAGUGUAGAAAAGUUAUUGCUCGCUAUCGGAGGGGAUGACUACGUCCGACUGCUUAACCAGACUCUCCAUGAAAACCUGCAGAAAGCAGGCUUCUCUGAGACAUUCCUCAACGAGAUGAUCGCUCCUAUCAUGCGCGUCAAUUUUGGUCAAAGCACCAACCUCAAUGCCUUUGUGGGGGCAGUGUCAAUGACAGGGGCCGAUUCCAACCUUUGGGCUGUGGAAGGUGGUAAUAAAGUUGUUUGUUCAAGGCUCCUUCAGGCCUCCGGCAGCAACCUUAUAACUGGUUCCGUAGUGUCCAUAGAGGAGAAGACAAGGACCAAACAGACCGGAAAUCCCACAAAGAUGUAUGAAGUGGUAUAUAAAACAGGAUCUGAGACCCAUUCGGACUUCUACGACAUUGUCCUUGUGGCUGCUCCAUUGAACCGGAAGAUGUCUGACAUAACUUUCCUCAAUUUUGAUCCACCCAUUGAGGAAUUCGAUGACCCAUAUCAACACCUGGUGACAACUUUAAUUAAAGGAGAACUCAAUUCCACUCUCUUCAGCUCUAGACCCAAGGAUCAGUUCGGCCUCUCCGCGAUUCUUGUCACUGAUGACUCAGAUAUGUUUAUUAACAGCCUGUCCAUUGUGGCCCCUGUAAGAGCGAAGGAGGGUCCUGCACCGGCGGUGGAUGGCAUGCACGUGUGGAAGACCUUCUCUAGGGACGUUCUCACCAAAGAGCAGAUUUCAAAGCUCUUCCUGUCCUAUGAUUAUGCUGUACGGAAGCAAUGGCUGUCCUACCCUUACUAUGAGCCUCCUCAGAAGUGUCCCUCCAUCGUCCUCCACGACCGGCUCUAUUACCUCAAUGGCAUUGAGUUUGCGGCCAGCUGCAUGGAGAUGAGUGCCAUCGCUGGCUACAAUGCCGCUCUCCUUGCCUACCACCGCUGGAACGGUAACGAGGACAUGAUUGACCAGGAGGACCUGUAUGAAAAGCUCAAAACGGAGCUGUAACUGAGCAUUGCCCCUCCCUAGAGCACCCUGCUCUUGCAGAACUGAGUCAGCAGAGCUGAAUCUUUACCAGCACUCUUCAUGUGGGUCAUGAGAAAACACAACUUUCCCGUUCAUUGGAGAACUUGAUCUUCAGCCAGACUGUCUUCACUCUUUCAUUUUGGGGGAGGUACAGGAGGAUUGAACCCAAGGCCCUGUGCAUGCUAGGCAAACACUCUGCUACUGACCUGAGCUACAUCCAGCCCUCUUUGUGGUUUUUCUUUUGAGACUGGGUCUCACUAAGUUGUCCAGGAGGAGUCUCCUGCCUCAGUCUCCCGAGUGCCUGGGAUUACAGGCUCUUGCCAUUAGGCCUGGCUUUUAACUGUGGGGGACACUGGCAGAGUUUCCCAGACUUGUUGGGGGGUUAAGGGAGUUUUUUUUUUUUUUUUUUUUUUUUUUUUUAGUUUUUUGAGACGGGGUUUAUCUGUGUAACAGUCCUGGCUGUGGCUGUCCUGGAACUGCUCUGUAGACCAGGUUGGCCACCAACUAUCAGAUCCACCUGCCUCUGCCUCCCAAGUGCUGGGAUUAAAGCCAUGGGCCACCACUGACUGCCCAAUGUUUUAAGUGUCACCUGGAACUUGAUAAACACCUGGAUUUGGACUCAGUGGGCUGGGUGUGUUCCUGAAUUUGCUUCAAAUUAUAGAGCAAUCUUUUUCUUUUCUUUCUCUCUAGUUUUUCUCCCUCUAGAAGUGUGUGGAAACUAUGUUUUACUCUGCACACCAGGCUGGAACUCAGUAUGUAACCUAGGCUGGUAUUUAAAUCACAGCAAUCCUCCUGUCUCAGCCUCCCACAUGCUGGAUAUAGGUUUGAGGUCCAAUUUCUGGCAGUUUACAUUUUUUUUAAUGUAAAUGUGCUGAAGCCUGAGGUCAUGACUUUAAGAAUGUGAUUUUUUGAUUGCUUCUGUCUUGGUUUUAUCAUGGAUAGACUCAGAGAUAGAAACAGAGAUACCCUGUGAUGUGGGAACUGGAUAUAGGCUAUUGAAUCAAGAAACUGACACUGUACUAUAUGAGGCCCUCAUGUGAGGAGGUCUGUGUUUUUCUAUGCUGGGCUAGGGAUUGAACCGGAGACCCUGAGUAUCCGAGACAAGGACAAGUGCUCUUCCACUGAGCUACAUUCCCAGCCCCAAGAGCUUCAGGGCCCCACGGCCAGAGAAUGGGAGUUCCUGGGUUGAGGAUGGGGUCUUGGCACUGUAGCUUUGCCAAGUUCAAGUUCCUUUGCAGCCAAAGAUGAGUAAAUCCUGGAUGUGGGGAUAAACCUUCUAUAGAGAGCUUUGAGUGCCUUAAAAGUGCUAAGGAACACAAACCAUGACCCUAGCAGACCCGUGCCAGACAUGACUGACUGCUGAGAUCCUCAGCAGUGGCCUCCAUGGGGACUAGCACUGCUGUAGAGGGUGAACCUAGAGCAGUCGGCCUUAGAACCAAGUCUUCACGGCGACUUGGGUUCAGAGGGAAUCCCUUCAGAUGCUGGGCAUUCCGGAUGAGAGGCCAUUGCUGAAAUCUUAAGACAGUGAGUGGCUCUCAGCUGUGGUUGCAUGUGGGAGUCCAGGCUUCUCAUAUGUAGUCAAGCUCAAGAAAUCUAACUUUUUGUCCACUGCUCAAGGUCACCAGUGACUGUCAUAGCCGCUAGUAUUAAGAGAAAAAAAAAGUAAUUUUGCCUGCCUUGGUAGUGCAUGCCUGUAAUUUCAGUACUUUCAUGGCAGAAGCAAGAGGAUCAAGAGUUCAAGGCCAGCCUGGGCUGUAGCAACACCCUGUCUCAAGGAAUAAAAACUGGAUUAUAGCAUUGCAUCAGCAAAGUGGUCUAAGAAAACAUUGAUUCUUAAAAAUUAUUUUUUCCCUUGUACAGCUGCGGGUAUUAUUAAUGUGUGGAGAAAGCAGCCAUGAUGUAUUUGGUAUAGUGACAGGAAUUAAUUAAAUUCAUAGCCUAUCAAAAGGUUGACAUUUUUUCUGAUUUGUUCAGAGACAUUUGUGUUUUUUCCUGUUGUGGUUUUAAUGAACAUGGUUUGUCAAGAAUAUAAGAACACUGUUAAGGAUUUGGUACUGCGGCUCCUCAUCUGAGGGCUAUGUUUCGUGAUCCCCUGUGGGCACCCAGACCUGGGAAGCAGUGUGCCCCGUAUGUUCUAUUUCCACAUGUACAAUAUACCUGUGAUAAAAUUUUAAUUUAUAAAUUUGGCACAGUAAGAGAUUAACAACGGGGUUGGGGAUUUAGCUCAGUGGUAGAGCACUUGCCUAGCAAGCGCAAGACCCUGGGUUCGGUCCUCAGCUCUGGAAAAAAAAAAAAGAGAUUAACAACAUUAAUUAUAAAAUGGAAAAGUUGUAACAAUUUACCAUAAUGGAAGUCAAUUAAAACUUACAACACA